GCUGUGCGAAACUGAACAGCCAAAGCCAAACUUCGAAUUCAUUUGAUUCGAUUAGACUACAUGUAUUACGAUAUACGCGUGCGGACUUUUUUUCCGUUUCGUGCAUCCGCCUGCAACUGGAUCGGCAUCCGAGGCGGAAAUGGAGCCCGCCGACUCGGCGAACGGCGCUCUCUAUAUCUCCAUCGAUCCAGGCGCGUCGGCUGUUUGGUGAUUUCUCUUGGAUUGUUGAGACAGUCUCCAAGAACUUGCCAAGUUGUAGUAGAAAAGUAGAGGAGGGCAAGAGCGGACGCGCGGCGGUGGCGGCGGCGGCGGCGUGGCCGAGCGAUGAGGAUCCGUAGAGGGGACCAGGUGGAGGUGUGGACGCAGCGGGCGGGAUCGCCGGUGGGCGCGUGGCGCGGCGGGGAGGUCACGUGGGGCAACGGCCACUCGUACACCCUGCGGUGGAACGACUGCGGCGAGGUGUCCGGGCGCAUCUGCAGGAAGUCGGUCCGCCCGCGCCCGCCGCCCGCGCCAGUGCCGCACGAUCUGGACGCCGGGGACGUGGUGGAAGUGUUUGAUGACUGUGAUUGCCUCUGGAAGUGCGCCGAGGUCCAGGGUUCAGCCGCCGCCGACGUUCGCCACUUCGACGUCAAGAUCGUCGGCGCGGCCAAGAUCCUGACGGUCCCGCUGCAGAGGCUCCGCGGCCGGCAGGUGCUCAGGCACGACGACGUCUGGGUCCCGAUCCACAAGCAGGAUAACCAUAUCGCCGUCCCGAGCGCGACGCCGCAUCGUGCCAUCGUCGCCGCCAUGGACAUCGGCUCCAAGCCCAUGGAGCCAGGCUUCACGCCGCACGUGCAGAAGAGGAGCUUCGGAAUGUUACCUUCUGACACAAGCACCCGUGCCAAGAGAUUUCAGGACGACGCCAAGAGGCUUAAGCAAGAGCCAGGACGUGGGGUACAAGUGCGAGUCCCAAACGUGUGCCUGAGCAACAAGCAGGACGAGACGAGCAAAGAUUGUGACAACGACGUUAGAGUAGGCUUUAAUCCCGAUGAUGAUAGUGACCAUUGGCAGCAGCAGCACGAACACGAUGAGGAAGAGGAAGAAAACGGAGACGACGAUGACCACAGUGAUUCCGACUCGUCUUCAGAUGACUGCAGCAGUGGCAGUGAGAGCAGAACCAGGAGCAUCGAAACCGGCAAGGAUUGGUCUGCAGCUCCAGCUCCCACCAGCAGGCCUUGUAAAGACGAUGAUCAGCAGGAACCCGUCAAGAAAGAAGCACCACCCGUCAAGAAAGAACCACAUUGUGACGGCGAGCCCCCGAAGGAUGAGAUGGGGGCGACGGCGCGGGAACAAAUCCACCGUCUGGAGCUGGAGGCCUACGCUGCUCUCAUGAAGGCGUUCCAUGCGAGUGGCAACCCGCUGAGCUGGGAGAAGGAGGGGUUGCUCAGUGACCUUCGCGUGCAUCUCCAUAUCUCUAACGACGAGCACCUCAAGGCGAUCAACGUGAUCUUGAACCGCAAGGGGAGAACUCGCUGAUUUUGGAUCAGCACACCUGUACUAUAUAGGAUCACUAUGCAUCUUCGGUCACAUCCUUGUGUCACCAUUGUUGUUGUAGUCGUCGUGUAGCUAGGGAUAACAAUGGACUCUAAAUUUUACACUAUAAGAUUUAAGGAUCAGAUCAGGUUAA
Molecule: messenger RNA, 1666 nt
Organism: Zea mays
Lineage: Eukaryota; Viridiplantae; Streptophyta; Magnoliopsida; Poales; Poaceae
Product: Plant Tudor-like RNA-binding protein
Exons: 2
Coding region: 325-1515 (396 amino acids)
Biological process (GO): defense response to fungus
Cellular component (GO): nucleus
Source: RefSeq, a predicted model, not a curated record